GGACGGAGGAGGGAAAGACGCAGAAGGAAGAAGGAAUAAAGAUGGAAUAACGAAGUACACGUUGAAGCUGAAGCCGUCUUCCGCUGCGGUGGUGGAGGACAUGAAGGAGACGCUGCAGGCGGAGGUCAUCGAGUACGGGGAUCAUCUCCUCAGGAUUAAGGUGACAGUGCCAGAUGAGCAACGCUACGAGGUGCCAGUGCCCCUUGACCUCCCCGCCCCCUCCUCUUCCUCCUCCCCCCUCUACAAGGUCAGCCUCAACCACUCGGGCGAUUUCUCCAUCAAGGUCACAAGGGACGACACCAACGAGGUCAUCUUCGACACCAGCAUCGGAGGCUUCACGUACGCCGAGCAGUUCCUCCAAGUAUCGACUCGACUUCCCUCAAGCAACCUGUACGGCCUUGGGGAGCAUUCGCACGCCUCCUUCAAGCACGACCUCGCUUACAAGACGUGGCCCAUGUUUGCGAGGGAUCAGCCGCCGGGGAAUGUUGGCGAGAACUUGUACGGUGUUCAUCCAAUGUACUUGGUCGUCGAGGAAAAUGGGUCGAGUCAUGCUGUCCUCUGGCUGAACAGCAAUGCUAUGGAGGCAGAGACGAUGCCCUUGCCUGGCCUGACCUUACGUUCCAUCGGGGGCAUAAUUGACCUGUUCUUCUUCCUCGGUCCGACCCCGGAGCAGGUCGUGGCGCAAUACACGAGCGUGAUUGGUCGACCGUUCCUGCCUCCCUAUUGGUCGCUCGGGUUCCAACUUUGCAGAUAUGGCUAUAAUUCCCUUGAGAAUCUUACGUCGGCUGUGUCUCGCACUCGGCGCCAUGGAAUUCCUCAGGACGUGCAAUACGCCGACAUCGACCACAUGCACCGGCGUCUGGACUUCACCUACGACGAGGAGAACUUCGCCGGUCUUCCCGAUUACAUCCGCCAGGUCAAGGAGGAGGGACUGCGCUUCGUCAUCAUCCUCGAUCCGGCGGUCAAUGCGGAGUUGCCAGCGGGAGAAUACCCUGUGCACGAAGCAGGUGUUGCCAAUGACGUGUACAUCACGUGGCCGGAAGGAGAGGCCCCGGAUGAGAAUUUCGGGGCUGGUGACGUCAUGCUGGGAUACGUCUGGCCCGACAACCGAACCGCCUUCCCCGAUUUCUUCCGACAGAAAACGAGGGACUGGUGGACGGAGCAGAUCGUCGACUUCCACAAAACCCUCGAAUUUGAUGGCCUGUGGAUCGACAUGAACGAGCCGGCCAACUUCGGCACGAACGAGCAGCGUCCUUGGAACUGCCGGAGGAGUGGGGGUCCUGGAGCCUCGCCUGCCCCCCCCCCCGUGGGACGACCCCCCCUACGUCACCGCCGCCGCUCCGUCUGGGGGGAAGAUAAGAGACUAUCGGACAAGACCCUGUGCAUGGUGGCCAGGCAGGGCGAAGAGAGGGAACUGCGCCACUAUGACGUCCACAACCUCUACGGCUGGUCCGAGACGAAGCCCACGCUCGAGGCCCUCCAAGCGGCAACGGGCAAGAGGGGCUUCGUGGUGACCCGGUCGACGUACCCGAGCAGCGGCAGGUGGGCGGGGCACUGGCUGGGGGACAGCGCCAACUGGAAUCACCUCGGGGACUCUAUCACAGGAAUGCUGGAAUUCAACCUGUUCGGAAUACCCUACGUUGGUGCGGAUAUUUGCGGAUUUUCGACAACGCAGAAGAGAGAUUGCGAACGGUGGAUGGAGUUGGGCGCCUUCUACCACAGCCGGAGCCACAACACCCUGGCGCGAACGACCAUGUAUGAUCCCGGCUUAUGGCCCAGCGUAGCGGCGUCUAGCAGAAAGGCGCUGAGAAUCCGCUACACUCUGCUGCCGUACCUGUACACGCUACAUUUCCUCGCCGCUACGACAGGUUCUACUGUUGUGAGGCCGCUUUUCUUCGAGUUUCCAAAUAUUGUCGAUACCUGGAAUAUAGAUGACCAGUUCCUAUGGGGAUCGUGGCUCAUGGUCGCCCCUGUUAUCCAACAUGGAAUGACGUCGAGAAGAGUAUAUUUCCCCCGAGGUAUCUGGUAUGACUAUUAUCAAGGCGCCGUGUUCAACCAGACCAACGGGGUCGAGAGGCCGGUGUUGGCUCCGCGCGCCCACGUCCCCCUGUUCGUGCGCGGGGGGGGCGUCCUGGUCACACAGCGGCCACGAGACAACACGGCGCAUUCGAGGAAGGAGCCUCUGGGAUUGAUCGUCGCUCCCGAUUGGGCCAAGGAAGCUUCUGGAACCUUCUUCUGGGACGACGGCGAAGGAAUCGAUACGGUUGACAAGGGCGAGUUUACACAGCUGACAUCACUUAUGCCAAGAACAGCAUCACCUGGACGCCACACGACACGCGGCUCGGGAGCAGCGCCCUCUCGCUCUCCGACUCAGGGGUCUUCGGGUCGACUCCGCCCUUCGCCAGCUCACCUCGAUGGGACUCGCUGGAAGGGGAGACUGGCACCACACGCGGCGUCCGCAGCACAAAAUUACAUUCUUUGCUGCAAGAGUGGUAUUAGCCUGUGUGCAGUGACUGUGACCACGUCUCCAGUCCUCGAGAUGUUUGACUUGGAGAUUCCCAUUUCGAGUUCCUUUACUCUGUCCUGGAAGUCGGAGAUGGACUUUAAGAUCCCUUGUCCCAUCUCGUACAAAGGUAAAGUAGCCCUUAUAGACUCGGGGUGCGGAAGGCAGGGGGGCCAAUUGGAGAUCCCGUGUUCGAUUCCUCCGCCGAGCGACUACGGCUACGAAUACGCGGACAACGUGACCACGCAGACGGACACGGGUUUCAAAGUGCGGCUGAGGAAGAGAGGAGUGACGUUAUACGGAGACGACGCCGAAAUCAUCCUUUUCGAAGUCUUUCAGUAUAGCGAUGAUACUCUGAGAUUUAAGUUCACCCAGGAGGGCCAGACCCGCUACGAAGUCCCGCUCGACCUCGACCUCCCUACCUUGGGCAUCAACCAGCCGCUGUACGAGGUGGUCCUCAGCCCCCAGGUCGCCGGCGAGCUCUUCUUCUUCCGCGUCGUCAGAGCGAGACAGGAAACGUUCUCCUGGACACGAGCAUCGCGGCCUGACCUUCUCCAACCAGUUCCUGAGCCUGACGACGCUGCUGGCGAGCAAGAACAUCUACGGCCUGGGAGAGAACACGCACUCCUCCUUCAGGCACGACCUCGGGCAGAGGACUGGCCCGUCUUCGCGAGGGACCAGGGGCCCGCCGUGGAUGCGGGCGAACUCAACCUGUACGGCGCCCACCCCUACUUCCAGUGCAUAGAGAACGACGGAAACAGCCACGGUCUUCUGCUCCUCAACAGCAACGCUAUGGACUACCAACUCCUCGACUACCCGGCCAUCAGCUACAGGACCAUUGGAGGCGUCUUGGACUUCUACAUGGUGCUGGGACCGGAACCUGAGGGUGUUGUGUCCCAGUACACCGCCCUGAUACACAGGCCUGUCAUGCCCCCUUAUUGGGCUUUGGGCUUCCAGCUGUGUAGAUACGGCUACGGUUCCUUGGAAGAGCUGCAGGCGGCGGUUAACAGGACGAGAGAAGCGGAAAUACCUCACGACGUGCAGUAUGGUGACAUCGACUACAUGGACCGCCGACUGGACUUCACAUACGACCAAGUGAACUACGCAGGUUUACCAGAGUAUGUCCUCGAGGCCAAAGAAAACGGGCUCAGGUUCGUCGCCAUUUUGGAUCCGGCGAUCAACGCGGAGCUGGAUUCAUCCGACUACCCGCCCCACAAGAACGCACUGGAUGCAGGCGCCUACAUCGAGUGGGGCGCCGAGACGAAACCCAGAGCACGUCGCCGAAAAUAAUGGCGGCGGCGAACUCGGACAAAAGAUUAUGUUGGGUUAUGUGUGGCCGGACAACCGCACUGCUUCCCGAGCUUCUUCAAGGACGCGGCCAAGGACUGGUGGAUCAGCGAGAUCGAAUCCUUUUACAACACGAUCCGAUUCGAUGGACUCUGGAUU
This is a messenger RNA of Penaeus vannamei (Pacific white shrimp), 3949 nucleotides long. NCBI's taxonomy places the organism in Eukaryota, Metazoa, Arthropoda, Malacostraca, Decapoda, Penaeidae. The record is from RefSeq and is a predicted model, not a curated record.